Messenger RNA from Poecilia latipinna (sailfin molly), 1061 nucleotides. RefSeq names its product sulfotransferase family 5A, member 1 (gene sult5a1). Bases 54 to 950 code for a protein of 298 amino acids. The transcript has 6 exons. Lineage: Eukaryota; Metazoa; Chordata; Actinopteri; Cyprinodontiformes; Poeciliidae. Gene Ontology annotation, molecular function: sulfotransferase activity. The record is from RefSeq and is a predicted model, not a curated record.
GCUGCAGUAAAGGGAUAGUGAGCAUCACAUUCAUAAAUAUAUAAAGAGAGGACAUGGCCAGGUUGGAUGUCACAGAGGUUUUUCAUGGUAUUUCGUAUCCGGGGCACCUGCACACCCAGGAUUCCUUACAUCACGCUCUCAAGUUUCCGUUUCAAGACACGGAUGUCCUUAUUGUGUCCUAUCCAAAGUCAGGCACAACAUGGAUGCAAGAAAUUGUGACCCUCAUAUCCAGCAGAGGUGACCCACAUCUGUCCCAGAGUUCUCCAAACUGGACCAGAGCCCCCUGGUUGGAGCAAUACUACUGUGCAGAUUUGCUGAAGAGCUCAACCUCAACACCUCGAGUUCUGACUACACAUCUGCCCCAUGACCUGCUGGGCCCCGCCCUCCAGGAGUCCAAGGCCAGGAUCAUCUAUGUGAGCAGAAACCCUAAAGAUGUUCUGGUGUCCUUUUAUCACUUCCACAAGAUGGCCAACUUCCUCCCUGAUCCUGGCUCCUUUCCUGAGUUUUUGCAUCAGUUCUUGGAGGGAACAUUACACUUUGGCUCCUGGUUUGACCACAUUAAGGGUUGGACCAGUCAGGCUGCAGCUCUCAACCUGCUGCAUGUCACAUAUGAAGAGAUGUCAAAGGACCUGCGUGGGACCAUUAACAGGGUGAGCUCUUUCCUGCAGCGCCCUCUGCUGGAGCAUGAGCUCAAUAACUGUGUGAAACACUGCAGCUUCAGCUGCAUGAAGGACAACAAGAUGAUCAACUACAGCCUCAUUCCUGAUGAGAUACUGGAUCACAGCAAAGGCUGCUUCAUGAGGAAAGGUGAGAUUGGAGACUGGAAAAACAUGUUCACUGGGGAGCAGAAUCGAUACUUUGACACUGUGUUCAAGUCCAAGAUGCAGGACUGCAUUUUGAAGCUUGUGUGGGAAAAACCAGAAAACGAGGAAUCAGAGCUGAAAGACUGAAUCUCCAAAACAAAAGAGAUUUGUGAUAACUGUGUGAGAAAUCAUCCCAGAGAUGAUGAAAUCAUGUUCGUCUUAUAAACAUUUAUUACAUCCAAACAUUUUUAAAGGUUA